Molecule: messenger RNA, 1053 nt
Organism: Hippocampus zosterae (dwarf seahorse)
Lineage: Eukaryota; Metazoa; Chordata; Actinopteri; Syngnathiformes; Syngnathidae
Product: phosphatidylinositol transfer protein beta isoform-like
Exons: 11
Coding region: 97-912 (271 amino acids)
Biological process (GO): phospholipid transport
Cellular component (GO): cytoplasm
Molecular function (GO): phosphatidylinositol binding; phosphatidylinositol transfer activity; phosphatidylcholine binding
Source: RefSeq, a predicted model, not a curated record
GCUAAGUAUGUUUUUUUCCCCUACACAGCUGAUGACGUCGACGGCAAUCAGCGGUCGCUUCAGUGGUACGACGUAUUGGUCUCCCAGCUCGAAACGAUGGUCCUCAUCAAGGAGUACCGUGUGGUUUUACCCUGUAGUGUUGAGGAGUACCAAGUCGGACAGUUGUUUUCUGUGGCUGAAGCAAGUAAAAAUGAAACCGGCGGUGGAGAAGGGAUUGAAGUACUGAAAAAUGAGCCCUAUGAGGAACAUGGAGAGAAAGGACAGUAUACUCACAAAAUCUAUCGCCUAAAGAGUAAAGUUCCAGCAUUCAUUCAGCUCUUGGCACCAGAAAGUGCCUUUGUUUUUCAUGAAAAAGCUUGGAACGCCUACCCCUACUGCAGAACUGAAGUGACGAAUGAGUAUAUGAAAGAUAAUUUUUUGAUCAAGAUUGAGACGUGGCAUAAACCGGAUCUUGGAACACAAGAAAAUGUGCACAAACUAGAUCGUUCAACUUGGCAACAAGUUGCUGUUGUGCCCAUUGACAUUGCUGACAGAAGUCAAGUUCCAGCUUCUGACUACAAGCAGGAUGAGGACCCCGCCAAGUUCAAGUCAAUUAAGACGGGAAGAGGACCACUUGGGCCUCUUUGGAAGAAAGAGCUGGGUGCCAAGACUGACUGCCCUAGAAUGUGUGCCUACAAACUAGUCACAGUUAAGUUUAAAUGGUUUGGCCUGCAGACUAAAGUCGAGAAUUUUAUCCACGAGCAAGAAAAGAGGAUCUUCACCAACUUUCACCGCCAACUUUUCUGCUGGAUUGACAAAUGGGUGGAGCUAACAAUGGAUGACAUUCGACAGAUGGAGGCAGAGACUCAGAAGGAGCUGGAUGAGCUCCGCAAAAAAGGUGAAGUAAGAGGAACAAGUGCUGCAGACAAAUAACGCAGCAAAGGAUCUCCAACUGCCAAAAUAACAGCAGCAAAGGUGGCUGCUAACAGGGCUCCUUCUGUGGCACUUUUUACUUCUUGUCUUCAAACAUUCAGACAAUGGAUAAGGUGUUGGGGGCGGGGGGUCCUCAUACAA